CUCAGGGGGGCGUGCAGGUGAGCCGACUGGCAGGGGUUUGCCGGCAUGGCUGAGGCCAGGAAGAGGCGAGAGCUUCUUCCCCUGAUCUACCAGCAUCUGCUACAGGCGGGCUACGUGCGCGCGGCGCGGGAAGUGAAGGAGCAGAGUGGCCAGAAAAGUUUCCUGGCUCAGCCUGUAACCCUUCUGGACAUCUAUACUCACUGGCAACAGACGUCAGAGGUUGGCCAGAAGCGGAAGGCAGAGGAAGAUGCAGCACUGCAGGCUAAGAAGACCCGCGUGUCCGACCCCAUUAGCAGCUCAGAGAGCUCAGAAGAGGAGGAGGAGGCAGAAGCCGAGACCGCCAAAGCCACCCCGAGACUGGCGCCCACCAACUCCUCGGUUCCGGGGGCAGUUGUGCCAUCAGGCACGAAAGAAAAAGCCAGGGCAAAGACCAAGAAGGCCGGCAAGGUGGUGAACUCCACACCGCAUCCUGCCGCUGGGAAGGCGAUGGCCCACCUUCUGUCUGGGAGGUCACCUAAGAAGUCAGCAGGGCCUUCAGCGAAUACCAUCCUGGCCUCAGAAACUGAGGAGGAGGGCAGUGUCCAGGCCCUCAGAACCACGGCCAAGCCUGGAAUGGCAUCGGCCAGCCAGGCUGACAGCUCCAGCGAGGAGACCUCCACCUCGAGCGAUGAGACAUAUGUGGAGGUGAAACCUUCAGUAAAACCACCCCAGGUCAAAACCUCACCAGCCCCUGCCAAGGACUCCCUAGGGAGAGGGGCAGCCCCAACCCCUGGGAAGGCAGGGGAUGUGACACCCCAAGUCAGAGGAGGUGCCCUGACCCUAGCCAGCAAGGCCAAGAAGCCAGAAGAGGACUCGGAGAGCAGUGAGGAGUCGUCUGAGAGUGAGGAGGGGGCCCCUUUGGAGCCGCCCCACCAGGCGAAGGCCUCGGAGAAAAUUGUCCAGGCCAGGGCCGCCUCGGGCCCCGUUAAGGGGACCUCUGGGAAAGGGGCCACCCCAGCACCCCCUGGGAGGACAGGGCCUGCAGCUGCCCGGGCCAAGUCAGGGAAGCCAGAGGAGGAUUCAGAGAGCAGCAGUGAGGAGGAGUCUGACAGCGAGGAGGAGCCGCCAGCUGCCAAGACACCACUUCAGGUGAAGCCUUCAGGGAAGACCCCCCAGGUCAAAGCUGCCGCAGCCUCUGCCAAGGAGUCCCCUAGGAAAGGGGCCCCUCCAGUGCCCCCUGGCAAGGCAGGGCCUACAGCUGCCCAGGCUCAGGUGGGGAAGGGGAAGGGGAAGGGGGAAGAAGACCCAGAGAGCAGCACUGAGGAGUCCGACAGCGAGGGGGAGGCGCCAGCAGCCGUGCCCCUAGCCACGAGCCCUGUUCAGGCAAAGCCCUUGGGGCAAAACUCCCAGGUCAGAGCAGCCUCCGGUCCCGUGAAGGGGCCCCCUCAGAAGGCAGGGCCUGCAGCCACCCAAGCAGGGAAGCAGGAGGAGGACUCAGGGAGCAGCAGCGAGGAGGAAUCAGACAGUGAGGGGGAGGCGCCGGCCCAGGCAAAGUCCUCGGGGAAGAUCAUCCAGGUCACAGCUGCCUCACGUCCUGCCACGGGGCCCCCUCAGAAGGCAGGGCCUGCAGCCACCCAGGGCAAGGCCGAAAAGUGCAAGGACGAGUCAGAGAGCAGUGAGGAGGAGUCAGACAGUGAAGAGGAGGCGCCUGCAGCCGUGGCUCCAGCCCAGGCAAAACCAGCUAUGAAAACACCCCAGACCCAGGCCCCUCCAAAGAAGGGCACCCCCGUUACCCCUGCACCUGCCAAGUUUCCCCCGGUGCGAGUGGGCACGCCGGCCCCUUGGAAGGCAGGAGCCGCAUCCUCUCCAGCCUGCGCCUCAUCCCCAGCUCUGGCCAGGGGCGCCCAGAGGCCCGAGGCCUCUUCAAGCAGCGAGGAGUCGGAGAGUGAGGAGGAGACCACUCCUGCCCCACCAGCAGGACAGGCAAAGUCUGCGGGUAAAAGCGUCCCGGUGAAAGCUGCCUCUGCACCCACCAAGGGGUCCUCGGGCCAAGGGGCUGUCCCAGUACCCGCUGGGAAGGCAGGGCCUGCAACAGCCCCGGCUAAAGCUGAGGUUCAGGAAGAUUCAGAGAGCAGUGAGGAGGAAUCAGACAGUGAGGAGGUGACUGCAGCCCCAGCCCAGGUGAAGACCUCAGCGAAAACCCCACAGACCAAAGCCAACCCAGCUUCCACCAGAACAGCUUCAGCCAAAGGGGCAGCGUCUGCUCCCGGAAAAGUGGCUACUGCAGCAGCUCAAGCCAAACAGGAGUCCCCGGCCAAGGUAAAGCCAACAGCAAGAACCCCCCAGAGCAAUGCUGUCUCAGUGAGGGGCCAGGGGUCUGUGGCAGCUCUGGGGAAAGCAGUGGCCACGGCAGCCCAGGCCCAGCCGGGGCCAGUCGGGGGCCCACAGGAGGGCUCGGAGAGCAGCGAAGAGGAGUCAGACAGUGACGGGGGAGCCCCCGCUCAGGCGAAGCCCUCGGGGAAGACCCCCCAGGUCAGAACUGCCUCAGCCCCUGGCAAGGGGUUCGCCAGGAAAGGGGCUGCAGCAGUCUCCCCCGGGAAGUCAGGAGCUGUGGCCACCCAGGCCAGGAAGCCAGAGGAGGACUCGGAGAGCAGCAGUGAGGAGGAGUCUGACAGUGAGGAGGAGGAGGCGGCGGCGGCGGCACCAGCCCAGGUGAAACCUGCUGUAAACCCCCCCCAGAGCAAGGCCUCCCUGACGAAAGGUGUCGCAGGCACUCCUAAAUCUACCAAGGCUCCCCCAGCACGAGUGGACACACCGGCCCCACAGAAGCCUAGGCCAACGACUCCUGCCAAGAAGGAGAGUGACUCCAAAACUGCCAGAAGCAAGACCCUGGCCCCAGCACGUCCAGAGAAGAAUGCCAGAGGGUCCUCGGAGAGCAGUGGCGAGGAGCUCCCGGCCAGCCAGGUGAUUAAACCCCCUCUGAUUUUUGUCGACCCUAAUCGUAGUCCAGCUGGCCCAGCUGCUACCGCCACACAAGCCCCAGCUGCAAACACCCCAAGGAAGGCCCGGGCCUCGGAGAGCACAGCCAGGAGCUCCUCCUCUGAGAGCGAGGAUGAGGAUGUGAUCCCUGCUACGCAGUGCUCCAUUCCCGCCACUAGAACAAACGCAACCACGCUCGUGGCCCACCCAAGGCCCGCUGUCAGAGCCAGCAGCAGUGAGGCGUCCGGUCGGGUGUCGGAAGGCAAGAAACAGGAGGCACCGGUCGCUCAGGUGACAAAGAGGAACCCUGCUCACCUCCCGCUGACUCAGGCCGCCCUGAAGGUCCUUGCCCAGAAAGCCAGUGAGGCCCAGCCUCCUGCUGCCAGGACCCCGUCUUCAAGUGGGGUUGACAGUGCUCUGGGAACACUCCCUGUGAUAAGUCCCCAGAGAGCCCCUGUGCAGGCCAAAGUGACCAACAAGUUCAGGAAACCUGAGGUUCCUGUGGUCCAGCAGGCCACGGCCACCCCUGCAGGACGCCCCAGAGCCAAGGCCUCUGAGACCUCCAAUGACAGUGAGGACAGCAGCGGCAGCUCUUCAGGGAGUGAGGAGGAUGCUGAUGGGCCCCAGAUGGUCCCCUCGGCCCACAGACUGGUAGGUCCGGCCCCCUCCACAACGGAGACCUUGGUGGAGGAGACCACAGCAGAGUCCAGUGAGGACGAGGUGGUGGCACCCUCUCAGUCUCUCCUCUCAGGUUAUGUGACCCCUGGGCCAGCUCUGGCCAAUUCCCAGGCUUCAAAGGCCACUCCCAGGACAGAUCUCGACCCCUCGGCUUCCUCUACUCCCGCCACCAAAGAUGCCCCAGACGGCAAGCAGGAAGUGGAGCCCCAACAAGUAGCAGGCACCAUAUCCCCUAAAACAGGCAGAAGACAGGCUGGUCCCACGCCUCAGAAGCCCCGGAAGCCCAAGAAGGAGGCUGGGAGCCCCCAAGCGUCCACGCUGGCGCUGCAGGGCGACAUCAGCCGGCGCCUCCUGAACGAGCCCUGGCCCCUGAACGAGGCCCAGCUCCAGGCCUCGGUGGUCAAGGUCCUGACGGAGCUGCUGGAGCAGGAAAGGAAGAAGGCCGCGGAUGCCGCCAAGGAGAGCAGCAGGAAGGCCCGGGGGGGCCGCAAGCGGAAGCUGUCGGGGGACCAGACGGCUGCCAGGGCCCCCAAGAGCAAGAAGAAGAAGCAGCCGGUGGCUGGGGGAAGCGGGGAGGGUGCAGUCUCGCCAGAAAAGGCCUCCGGGACUCCUAAGGGGAAAUCCAAGAGAGCCGGAGCAAGUGGUGACAUCAAGGAGAAGAAGGAAAAAGAGUCUCCUGGCUCUCAGGGGGCCAAGGAGAGGCCAGAAGGGGAGCCGGGGACGCUGAAGGUGGAGGGUGGAGACCAGGGCAACCCCAAGAGCAAGAAAGAGAAGAAGAAAUCCGACAAGAAAAAAAAAGACAAGGAAAAAAAGGAAAAGAAGAAGAAAGCAAAAAAGGCCUCAACCAAAGACCCUGACUCACCAUUCCAGAAGAAAAAGAAGAAAAAGAAGAAGACAGCGGAGCAGACUGUGUGAGGGGCACAAGAGGACAGAAGACGACAGCCAGCUGCAGUGUCCGUGCUGGCCGAGCGAGGGAGCCCUGCAGAGAGGCUGGUCCGAGGAGGAAGAGGAGGAAAUGAAUCCAGAUCCAGUGACCUCCACUCACUGAUUCCACGUCUGACUUCUGUCCUGACACCGAACGCUUCAUAUAGAUGUGUACAGUAUAUAUAUAUAUUUUUUUAAGUGACCUGCCUCCCCCUUCAAACACAACAGGCCCAGAGGCCUCGGGACUUUGCACCUCUUUGCCCUGCAGACCUAGCGAGGCCCAGCCUACAGCUCCUUCCAUCCCUGGUCUCUGGCUGAUGCUGAGGCCUUGUCCUCCUCUAUCAGUUUUUUCCCUGUUUUGUUUGUGGUUUUUUUGUAACAACUCAAAAUAAAAGGCUUGAAGGAAA
Lynx canadensis (Canada lynx) is the source of this 4967-nucleotide messenger RNA. RefSeq names its product treacle ribosome biogenesis factor 1 (gene TCOF1). Gene Ontology annotation, molecular function: protein binding. The transcript is spliced from 28 exons. Bases 46 to 4551 code for a protein of 1501 amino acids. The record is from RefSeq and is a predicted model, not a curated record. NCBI's taxonomy places the organism in Eukaryota, Metazoa, Chordata, Mammalia, Carnivora, Felidae.